Messenger RNA from Prunus armeniaca (apricot), 282 nucleotides. NCBI's taxonomy places the organism in Eukaryota, Viridiplantae, Streptophyta, Magnoliopsida, Rosales, Rosaceae. The record is from the annotation of a GenBank genome assembly.
AUGCUCAAAGUGAGUGAAGUUGUUGCUCUCCAACUAGGCUGCGCUCGACUCAGCUUACAACUCGACCUUCACUCAUUGCCUCUCGCUCAUCGAGCAUGCUUUCCAAGGCAUCUUCCCCUACCAGCUCCCCUUAGCCUUCGACCACCUCCGCAAAACAUUGUGCACCCUCCACCUGCUCCCUCUUAUCCUCAAGUGGGUCCCAUCUUUGCCUACUCGCUCGACGCAGGCCCAGACGAUCAGGGCAGCCGAGUUCAAGUAGCGGGCGUUGGAGUUCUUCGCUGA